This is a messenger RNA of Nicotiana tabacum (common tobacco), 2105 nucleotides long. RefSeq names its product bZIP transcription factor TGA10-like. Gene Ontology annotation, molecular function: DNA-binding transcription factor activity; sequence-specific DNA binding. Lineage: Eukaryota; Viridiplantae; Streptophyta; Magnoliopsida; Solanales; Solanaceae. Gene Ontology annotation, biological process: regulation of DNA-templated transcription; DNA-templated transcription. The record is from RefSeq and is a predicted model, not a curated record.
UCAAAAAACGUCCGUUUCCAUAGAGCCCAAACUUGACUUGGAACAAUUUUUUUUAGAGAGAGAGAGAUGCUGAAACUCUGGAUAUCCUUCAAGACCUACCGCUUUAUCUGAAAAAGAAAAUAUUUUCUUUUUUGUAUUCAAAGAAAGUCGUCUUCUUCUUCUUCUUCACUAGCUAAAAGCUUAAAUUAACUUUGUCCGUUUGCUUCUUUAGCAUUCAAUUCUUCAUUUCCUUAUCCUCUCUUCACAAAAAUUAGUAUUCUCACCGACUGGUGCUAGCUGUCUUAGAUUUUAUCUCUAUAUAUAUGUAGUGAGUAAAACGACGUACCUAUAUUAGAACAGCAAGACAACUCUCUAUAAAGAACUCGGGAGGUCGCAAUUUUAUAAAUAGCUGUGUAGGAGAAAGCUAUCAGUUUUAAUAAUUAUAAAAAAUGGGGCUUGAAAGUGAUAAUCAGAUUUCUUUUGGCAGUGAUCAUCAGCAACAUUUAUUAUUCCAUAAUUCUCAGCAUCAGAUUUCUUUUGGAAUGUUACAGCAGUCAUCUUCUACAUCAUCUGUCAUUCCAGGAAACUUUAUAAGCAAAGACAUUAAUACUGGUGGAGCUAAUUAUGAUUUAGGUGAACUAGAUCAAGCCUUUUUCCUUUACCUUGAUGGUCAAGAUCCUUCUUCAAACCAUCUAAGAGAAAAUAAUUCUGAGAUGAGACCACCGACUCUGAACAUUUUCCCAUCACAGCCCAUGCAUGUUGAGCCAUCAUCAACUAAGGCAAAUACUGGAUUGGUUUCUAGUGGUUCCCAGAAAUCAUCUCAGCCGUCUAUAAUGGAGUUAACGAAUUCUAAAAAUGAUGUUCUUUCUGCAGCUUCUGGACCUGAACCAAAAGUUGCUAAGCGAGAAUGGAACAGGAAGGGUCUAAAUUCAGGUUCAGAGAAAGAUGCACCUAAAAUACCAGAUCAUAAGACAUUGAGGAGACUUGCUCAGAAUAGGGAAGCAGCUAGGAAAAGCAGACUUAGGAAAAAGGCUUAUAUUCAGCAGCUAGAGUCAAGUAGAGUAAGGCUUGCCCAGUUAGAACAAGAACUACAAAGGGCCAGAUCUCAAGGAUUCCAUUUUGGGGGUAAUGCUCUUUUAGGAGGAGACCAAGCCCUACCUGUUAAUAGGGGCAGCAUGAGCUCAGAUGCUGCGGUUUUUGAUAUGGAGUACGCAAGGUGGGUGGAGGAACAUCAUCGUCUCAUUUGCGAGCUUAGAAGUGCAGUUGUGGAGGAACAUUUGCCGGAGAACGAACUUCGGAUGUAUGUCGACAAUUGUUUGACACAUUACGACCAGAUUAUGAACCUCAAGAGCAUGCUUGCAAAAUCCGACGUCUUUCAUCUUGUUUCCGGCAUGUGGAAAACUCCGGCCGAGCGCUGUUCUAUUUGGAUGGGAGAUUUCCGGCCAUCCGAGCUCAUCAAAAUUAUCCUGAGUCAGAUUGAGCCAUUAACAGAAGAACAAUUUGUGGGGAUUUGUGGGUUGCAACAAUCAACGCAAGAAGCUGAGAGUGCACUUUCACAAGGGCUGGAAGCUCUGAAUCAGUCUCUUUCAGACACAUUUGUCUCUGAUGCAUUGGCUAAUUGCCCUCAAAACAUGGCUAACUACAUGGGCCAAAUGGCCCUUGCAAUCAACAAACUUUCCACUCUUGAAGUUUUUUUUAGACAGGCUGAGAAUUUGAGGCACCAAACAAUUCAUCGGCUGCAUCAAAUUUUGACAAGUCGUCAAGCGGCGAGGUGCUUUUUGGCAAUUGCUGAAUAUUUCCAUAGGCUUCGAGCUCUUAGCUCUCUUUGGGUGGCGCGACCUCGUCAAGAAUAACAAAAGAAGUUUUUACUAUAGCUACUAUUGGCUUGGUCUAAAUAUUUGAGCGCGGAUAAAUUUUUAUCGCUAGAGCCAGGCCAUUAUUGCUAUUUUUCCCCAAACUUUUAGUUUUUCACCUUUUCAUUCCUUUUUAGUUUUUAAAUUUUAUUUUAUAGUAUUUCUUUUGCCCUCUAACCUCUCCUCUAAUCCUCUCCAUAGAGAUGUAUAGCAGACAAAGAAAUAGAGACAAUUUUUCCGAAGUAUCUUUGAGAAUAUUUCUCCUUUGUUUCC